AUGCUCUCACGUGUUUUUGCUGUCAAGGCACCCAAUAAACACAACCGUCGCCGUGUGACCGGAUCAAGCGGAAGGAGGAGGGAAGGAAGAGAGGGUGAGCAUCGGAGGUCCAACGUGUCCCGGCGUGUGUUUGCUUCCGCGGUGCUGCUCUUCCUUGUGAUUUGCUGCGCCACUGGUGGGGCUGUGAAGGCUGAUGAGCCAACGUCAGGUCAGGGAUCUUCACUGGGAAAACAUAUUGUCUGGAGAGAUACGAAUGAUAAAGAAACAGUGGUUUCGCUCUAUGCUCCCAGUCUUGUUGAGGUGAAUGGUGGCGUGUUUGCCUUUGCCGAGGCGCGGUUGAAGGAUGGAAAAUAUUUCUUUACUGGGAUUGCCUCGGAGCUCCUUGAGUUGAGUGGUGAAACCCCCAAAAAAUUGGGUGGAAGUAAUUUGAAGACAAAGACACUGGAGGAAUGUUCUUCCGAAGGAGGCAAAAGCCACACUCAGUCAACGAAUUGCACUGGUUCCAAAAGUUUCUACAGCGUACAUGUGAGCCGGCCAACAACAGUUGUGAAGGGAAAUGGCAUUUACAUGCUUGCUGGAAAAUACAACAGGGAAAAUGUCGCUGUUUGUCGGGGUGGGGCUGACGCGGCCUCAUGGGGCCUUUUGCUGGUAAAGGGGAAUGUCAGUGAAGAACAGGACAAAGGAAUUGUUUGGGAAGUUACUGACGAUCUCCCGUGCACUUCGAUUGUAAAACUUAAUGAAUCUUGGGCAUUGCUCAUUGGAGGCGGUGGAUCGGGUAUUAAGAUGGAUGACGAUACGCUUGUGUUUCCCUUGGAAGCAGUGAAGGAGCACGGCACUGAAAGUGAAGCAAAGGAAGAAAAGAAUAACAACGUUUCGCUGAUCUUGUACUCCUCGUAUACUAAGAAUUGGACGCUGUCGAAGGGGAUGUCUGCCUAUGGCUGCAGUGAUCCCUCCGUCGUGGAGUGGGAGAAGGGAAAACUCAUGAUGAUGACUGCGUGUGAUGAUGGCCGCCGCAGGGUGUACGAGUCCGGUGACAAGGGGGCGUCGUGGACGGAGGCCCUCGGGACACUCUCGCGCGUGUGGGGCAACAACCAAAAGCGA
Messenger RNA from Trypanosoma cruzi, 1101 nucleotides. RefSeq names its product trans-sialidase, putative. The record is from RefSeq and is a predicted model, not a curated record. The annotation marks the transcript as partial. Gene Ontology annotation, biological process: ganglioside catabolic process; oligosaccharide catabolic process. Gene Ontology annotation, molecular function: exo-alpha-sialidase activity. NCBI's taxonomy places the organism in Eukaryota, Euglenozoa, Kinetoplastea, Trypanosomatida, Trypanosomatidae. The transcript has a single exon. Gene Ontology annotation, cellular component: cytoplasm; intracellular membrane-bounded organelle; membrane.